Messenger RNA from Drosophila albomicans, 3851 nucleotides. It is a transcript of the gene LpR1, whose product is annotated as very low-density lipoprotein receptor. NCBI's taxonomy places the organism in Eukaryota, Metazoa, Arthropoda, Insecta, Diptera, Drosophilidae. The coding region runs from base 103 to 3282 and encodes 1059 amino acids. The record is from RefSeq and is a predicted model, not a curated record. The transcript has 12 exons. Gene Ontology annotation, molecular function: protein binding; calcium ion binding.
AUAGUGCAGUGUAAAACGAACUAAAAACGAAGCUAAGAAAGAGUGAGAGAGACGAGUGAGAAACCACAAAGUAAACAGCAAAAACUAAACAAAGUUCAUACCAUGGCCAUAGAGUUACGCUCUACGAGCACUGUAAGUGAUAGCACAACAACAAAUAAUACCACAACAACAACAACAACAACUGUAACAAACUGCAACAUCAACAACAACAAAAACAACAACAACAUCGACAACUGUCAACGACGCGCCCAACAGCUGUUUAGUUGCGUCUGCGUCAAUUUAAAUCUUCUUCUGCUCACAUUGAUGCUAACGCUGAGCAAAUGCUGCACUGCCACGCCCACAACAUCACCGCUAGCCGCAACGAAUAAUGAGCAAAUGCUGCCACACAUAGAUGGCGCCACUCUGACCAAACAAUUCGAUGGCAAAGGCAUUCUCAACAUGGGCUUCAAGUUCCUCAAUGUAUCCGGCAAGAUCGGCACGCCACUGGACAUAGCUCAAGCUCUGUACACGAAAUGCGAUGAGAAGCAAUUCCAAUGUCGAAAUGGUGAUUGUAUUCCCAUACGCUUCGUUUGCGAUGGCGAUGCUGACUGCAAGGAUCACAGCGAUGAACAGGUCACGAGCUGCAAAUUUCUCGAGGCCACUUGCUCAUCAGACCAUUUCCGCUGCUCAAAUGGCAAUUGCAUACCGAACAAAUGGCGAUGCGAUCAGGAGAACGAUUGUGCCGAUGCCUCCGAUGAAUCAAAGGAAUUGUGCAUGAAUGCCUGUCCCAACAAUGAGUUCAAAUGCAAGACCGUUGACCAGUGCAUACCCCGUAAUUGGCUCUGCGAUGGCAGCAAUGACUGUCGCGAUAAAUCCGAUGAGGCGCAUUGUAAGGCACGCACCUGUUCGCCGGAAGAGUACAGCUGCAAAAGCGGCGAAGGUGAAUGCGUUCCUUUGGCCUGGAUGUGCGAUCAGAGCAAGGAUUGCAGCGAUGGCUCCGAUGAGCAUGCCUGCAACCAAACGUGCCGCUCCGAUGAGUUUACAUGCGGCAACGGGCGUUGCAUACAGAAGCGUUGGGUCUGCGAUCACGACAACGACUGCGGCGAUGGCAGCGAUGAGCUCAACUGUCCCGUUGUUCCCUGCGAUGCCAUCGCGGAGCACACCUGCGCCAAUGGCGCCUGCAUUGCCAAGCGUUGGGUCUGUGACGGUGAUCCGGAUUGCCCAGAUGCCUCCGAUGAACGGGCCUGCACGAAUGUCACCAAGCAAGUAACGCCCUGUCUGCCUCAUGAAUAUCAAUGCAAGGAUCGCAUCACCUGCCUACAUCACAGUUGGCUCUGCGACGGCGAUCGCGAUUGUCCCGAUGGCGAUGAUGAGUUCACCAACUGCAAGAACAUCACCUGCCGACCAGAUCAAUUCCAGUGCCACGAUCGCAGCUGCAUUGCCGGUCAUCUGGCCUGCAAUGGCGAAUCCGACUGCAAGGAUGGCAGCGAUGAACGCGAUUGCCGAUUGGCAGCCGAGUCCAAGAGCUGCAACGCAACCAAUCAAUUCGAUUGCGGUGGUGGUCAGUGUAUUCCCCUGUCCAAGGUCUGUGAUCAGCGCAAGGAUUGCCCCGAUGGCGAGGAUGAGCCGGCGGGCAAGUGCAAAGUCAAUGAAUGCUCUGUCAAAAAUGGCAACUGCAUGCAUCGCUGUGUCGAUCAGCCUGUGGGCUACGUCUGCGACUGUCAUCAGGGCUAUCAACUGUCCUCAGAUGGCCACACGUGUGUGGACAUCAAUGAGUGCGAAGAGCCCGGCAUCUGUUCCCAGCUGUGCGUCAACGAGAUUGGCGGCUUCAAGUGCGAGUGCCAAACAGGUUACAUGCGGGAUCCGCGUAAUCACACGCGUUGCAAGGCCACAGAAGGUCACGCUUCACUGUUGCUGGCGCGUCGUCAUGAUAUUCGGAAGAUAGCUUUAGAUCACAUGGAGAUGACUUCGAUUGUAAAUAGCACCAAGUCAGCCACAGCUUUAGAUUUUGUCUUUCGCACUGGCAUGAUCUUCUGGAGUGAUGUGACCACACAGAGCAUCUACAAGGCUCCCAUCGAUGAGGGCAACGAAAAGACAGUUGUGCUCAAGCAAUCAUCUGUGACUUCAGAUGGUCUGGCUGUGGAUUGGAUCUACAAUCAUGUGUACUACACGGAUACACAGAAGUGCACCAUUGAGCUGACCAACUUUGAUGGCAAUAUGGGCACAGUGUUGAUCAAGGAUUCGCUAGAUAUUCCACGCUCCAUUGCUCUGGAUCCCAUUGAUGGCUGGAUGUAUUGGUCCGACUGGGGAGCAUCGCCUAGGAUUGAACGCGCUGGCAUGGAUGGCUCGCAUCGCACCACGAUUAUCAACUAUGAUGUGAAGUGGCCCAAUGGCAUCACUCUCGAUAUGGUGCGAAAGCGCAUCUACUGGGUGGAUGGCAAACUGAAUGUUAUUUCCUCAGCCAACUACGAUGGUUCACAGCGCAGACAGAUUUUGUACUCGACGGAGUAUCUGCGACAUCCGUUCUCCAUCACCACCUUUGAGGAUUACAUCUACUGGACGGACUGGGACAAGCAGACCGUCUUCAAGGCCAACAAGUUCACCGGCGAAGGUGUUGAGCCCAUUACAGCCGUGCACAUGUUGCAGCAUCCCAUGGUUAUUCAUGUCUACCAUCCUUAUCGCCAGCCAGAUGGCGUAAAUCGCUGCGAAUCGGUUAAUGGCCACUGCUCACAUCUCUGCCUGCCCGCGCCGCGUAUCAACGAGAAGAGUCCGCCCAUUUCGUGUGCGUGUCCCACGGGUCUUAAGCUCAUGGCCGAUGGCCUCAUGUGUGUGGAGGAUCCCCUUUAUAGAGUUGUUACCAAACCCCCGCGUGUCCACAGAUAUAAGAGCAAAACGAAACCGAAGCCGCGAAUUCCGCACACUAAUGAUGUGCCUGUCAAAAUUGAAACGCAUCAGGCAAUCAUCAUACGCCCCUUUGUCGCCGACCAUCGACCAGUGAAGAACCAAACACACAACGAUCAGACCAAAGCAAGCAGCCCGCAACCGGACUCGGGCUUCAUAGCGCUCGUCGUGAUUGCCAGUCUCAGUGGCUGUGCAGGUCUCCUCUCGGUGCUUCUAUUUGUGGGCUAUCGCUACUGCAGUAAGCGACGCAUCAAUUCCAUGAACUUUGAGAAUCCCAUUUACCGCAAGACAACCACAGAGGAUCACUUUAGUCUGCGUAAGAAUCUGCCAGCGCGUAUCUAUGAUCACACCAGCGUUAUGGAUGAGGAGUACUCACCUGUCAUAGGCAUAUCGUCGUAUUAGAGCUUUGGGGUUUUAUUUUUUGGCAACUAAGCUAAAUACUGAAUGGCCUGGGCAGAACCAAUGAGUAACCCACAGCAGACACGCCUAAAGACUGAGCAAAUCGUAUGUGUAAAUUAUUUUAAAAACUUAUUUUAAACAGCAGGUCAUUUCGAAGGGAGCGAAGCAAGGGGAGAAUCCUUAAAGGAUUGCUGUACAAAUAUGUCGCAGAGUUCUAACCUAAACACUAAACUAAACGAAACUAAAUUAAUGCUAAACUAAACUAAACUAAAACGUAAACUAAACUCAACUGAACUAAACUGAAUAAAUGAAAUAAUGAAAACUCUAAUGAUAAUUCAAAUAGUUCCAAACUGUAUAUAGCUGUAAGUGUGCAUUACGUAAUUUUAAAGCAAAACAAAUAAUUAUUAUACUUAUUAUGCUCUUGAUAAUUAGAGAAAAGUUGACAAAUUUAUUUCUGUUUAAUGUGCAAAAACGUUUAUUAUUAUUAUUAUUACAUUAUUAUUAAUAAUCUUACAUGCUAUUAUUAAGUGUACAUAUGUUUACGAGCAAAGAUGAUUGAAUAAAUGCAGAUA